UCCCCACCCCUCACCUCCCCCCACCACCUCGGCUAUUCCCUCCUUCCUCGGACGCCACCUCCCAGAGUCGCCUUUUUGUUGUUGUUGUUUUGGAGCUGGCUUCUCGCUGGCCGCACAGAGGGGCUACGGACGCUGGAGAAGAAGGCGGGCUAGGGGCGCAGCCCGCCGCCCACCGGCGGGACCCCGCGGGGCAGAUUGGAGGACAGACGGACCGACGGCCAGACGCGCCAUCUGCUCUCCGGAGCUCACUCUCCAAACUCCUGUUGAGUGUGAGCGUGCACGCGAGGGGCGGGGGUCUGCGUCCCGCCCGCCGGGACCGGUUACGGAAGGGGUUACCUUUGGACGGGGGUCCUCGGACUCAGAUCAGGGUCAGCUUCAGGCUCAGAAACUGCUGAGGAAUUAGGUAAACAAAAGGCCACUCAGUUAGUGGCCAGAAGUCGCCUGAGCGCCUCAUCGCGCCCCUCCUUCCCCGAGGUGGGUGCUGGCCACUUAGGCGCGGGGAGAGGGCGCCGGAGUCGGCGCGGGGCUGGCGGCCCGGCGGGGCCGCCGGGGUCGAAGAGUUGGCGGCCUGUUGUGUAAGCCUCAGACCUUGCUUUCCCCGCCUGGCUCGUUGUGAAGCCGGACACAUCCACCCUUGGAUUCGAUUCAGGAGGCUGCUGCUUUUCGUCUGACCCCUCUUGGAUUUUCUGGAUUUUUGAAAACCCAGUGGCCCAAGAAAAGGAGGAGGAAGGAGGAAGGAGCAGAUCUGCGGAGGAAUUUGAGAGCUUCCCAAGGCCUGAGGAGCCAGAAGGCGCUAGAAGCCAGAGCUGCCUGCCUGGGUUUCUGGGACGGUGGUUUCCGAAUGCUUCUCUUCUGGUUUAGAACAUUGUUCUAGUGGAGAGUGUCGAAUUUGUGCCCCUCAGGGCUGAUUUCUCCCAGUCACUUGACUUUUCUUCUGGGAGUGGGAGGAGGAGAGACUAUUCCCCUCAGGGGCUGUGGAAGGGAGGGAGGAAGACCAUGGACAGGAGCCCUCCCCACUCACAGGCUCGUGCAGGGAGACCUGCUGGGGCGGUUUCUGGGCGGUGGACAUUGCUUUGAAGAGAGAAAGGCUGGACAGCAUCUGUGGGUGCUUAGACCCCGCCACAGGGGCUGAGAGAGUGAGGGCUGUGGCGGCCUCAAGUUGCUAGUACAUUCUUGGAUACCCUAGCAAGUGUCCCUGGUUCUGGGCAAGACUCUCUUCUUUCUCUACCACUGGCCCAGCCAUGGCACUGAAAGGCCGAGCCCUCUAUGAUUUCCGCAGCGAGAACAAGGAGGAAAUCAGCAUCCAGCAGGAUGAGGACCUGGUCAUCUUCAGCGAGACCUCGCUGGAUGGCUGGCUGCAGGGCCAGAACAGCCGCGGUGAGACAGGGCUCUUCCCUGCUUCUUAUGUGGAGAUCCUCCGUUCUGGCACCAGCUCCAACCAUACCGACUACUCCAGCAGCCUUGCAGGUUCUCUGGGCACCCAGGUGAGCUUGUAUGACAGCUCCAGUGUGGCCAACCCUUCCAGGAGUGGUGGGGGCAGUGGCUUCCUCUCAAACCAGGGCAGCUUCGAGGAGGACGAUGAUGAUGACUGGGAUGACUGGGAUGAUGGAUGCACAGUGGUGGAGGAGCCACGGGCUGGCGGGCUGGGCACCAACGGGCACCCCCCACUCAACCUCUCCUACCCUGGUGCCUACCCCAGCCAACACAUGGCCUUCCGGCCCAAGCCUCCCCUGGAGCGGCAGGACAGCCUGGCAUCUGCCAAGCGAGGUAGCGUGGUGGGGCGCAACCUCAACCGCUUCUCCUGCUUUGUGCGCUCUGGUGUGGAGGCCUUCAUCCUGGGUGAUGUGCCCAUGAUGGCCAAGAUUGCUGAGACGUACUCCAUUGAAAUGGGCCCUCGAGGUCCCCAGUGGAAGGCCAACCCCCACCCAUUUGCUUGCUCAGUGGAGGACCCCACCAAACAGACCAAAUUCAAGGGCAUCAAAAGCUACAUCUCCUACAAGCUCACACCCACCCACGCUGGCUCACCUGUCUACCGGCGCUACAAACACUUCGACUGGCUCUAUAACCGCCUGCUGCACAAGUUCACUGUCAUCUCGGUGCCCCACCUGCCAGAGAAGCAGGCCACAGGUCGUUUCGAGGAGGACUUCAUUGAGAAGCGGAAGCGGCGGCUCAUCCUCUGGAUGGACCACAUGACCAGUCACCCUGUGCUGUCCCAGUACGAGGGCUUCCAGCAUUUCCUCAGCUGCCUGGAUGCCAAGCAGUGGAAGAUGGGCAAACGCCGGGCGGAGAAGGACGAGAUGGUGGGCGCCAGCUUCCUGCUCACCUUCCAGAUCCCCACAGAGCAUCAGGACCUGCAGGAUGUGGAGGACCGUGUGGACACCUUCAAAGCCUUCAGCAAGAAGAUGGAUGACAGUGUCCUGCAGCUCAGCACUGUGGCAUCAGAGCUGGUGCGCAAGCAUGUGGGGGGCUUCCGCAAGGAAUUCCAGAAGCUGGGCAAUGCUUUCCAGGCCAUCAGUCAUGCCUUCCAGAUGGACCCUCCCUUUAGCUCCGAGGCCCUCAACAGCGCCAUAUCUCACACGGGCCGUACCUAUGAAGCCGUCGGUGAGAUGUUCGCUGAGCAGCCCAAGAACGACCUCUUCCAGAUGCUCGACACGCUGUCUCUCUACCAGGGCCUGCUCUCCAACUUCCCCGACAUCAUCCACCUGCAGAAAGGUGCCUUCGCCAAGGUGAAGGAGAGCCAACGCAUGAGUGACGAGGGCCGCAUGGCGCAGGAAGAGGCAGAUGGCAUUCGCAGGCGCUGCCGCGUGGUGGGCUUCGCCCUGCAGGCUGAGAUGAACCACUUCCACCAGCGCCGUGAGCUCGACUUCAAGCACAUGAUGCAGAACUACCUGCGCCAGCAGAUCCUCUUCUACCAGCGGGUAGGCCAGCAGCUGGAGAAGACACUGCGCAUGUACGACAACCUCUGACCACGUGUGCCUGGCCCUCUCCCUGCCCCCGGGCCUGUCGCUGCAGUGCUCCCUGCCCUCCAGACCUCCCCACACCAGCAGUGGCUGGAGGGUCAGGGGAGGGCCUUGGAGGAGUCGUGGGUGCCCCUGGGGAAGUCCCCCACCCCUUAGAGGUGGGGGCACAGCAAGGAUCAGCAUGGGUCCAGGAGCCCUCCGGGCCAGGGCCUGGGCUGCGGGUCAGUCACUCGAGGCCCGGCCCAGGUCUUGGCCCCACCCAAAGCCUGCAGUUCUCGCUCACCUGGCCGCCACUCCCUCGUUCAUUUAGCAGACAUCAGGCCCACUGUGGCCCUGGGUCAGACGCUGGGCACCCAGGGCUGCGACAUGCCUGCUCUUGGGGAGUCCCCAGUCGAGGUGGGAGUCAGACACAGAAACAGGCAGGAGUGAUACAGAAUGACCGAUGGUGAAUAAGGGGUUCCUGGAAGCUCGCAGAAGGGACUACUGAUUCUGCCGGUCAGGGAUGACUCCACGGAGUAGGUAACGUUCCAGUAGUGUCUUAAAGAAUGACAAGGACCUGCCUGACAGUAAGUGGGGACAGUAGAUGGGGAGGGCAUUCGGAGGAGAGGAAUGGCUUGGGCAAAGCUGAGGAGGCAUCAGAACCCCCUCUCUCCUCUCCCUUACCUUUCCCAAGCAAGUGUGGUGCCCCCUGGGUGGGGGUGUGACAGAGGGGAGGGAUCUGCCUUGCUCCCAUGUCCCUGCUCCUGCACACCCCCCCAUCCCACUCCCUGCAGGAGGGGCUGCAGGCCACCUCCCUCCUGACUCCUCCCCACCAGCUGAGCCCCCUCACCCCUUGGUUAGGGGGCCAUGCAGCACCUUUUCCCUGAACUCAAGAUGCUGAGAUAAGCCUCAGACUCCAGGACCUUGGUGGCACCUUCCUGGACGGGACACCCAAAAGUUACUAGAUAUUUGAGUUCACCACAAUAGCCCCCACACUCCAAACAGGCUUGGGCCUUAGGCUCCCAGGAUCCUCAGGCCCUGGAAAUCCUGGAGACCCCAGGGGAAAGCAACAGGAGCUGGCAUACCCACCGCCCCAUGGACCCUGGGCCUGCCUGCCCACGGCCAGCCUCACUGUGAUGCCAGCCCAGGUCCUGGUGGGACUGUGCUGUCUCCUACCCAUGUUUACAUCCUCUAGGGGCUGCUCCCACCCCACAGGCCAGGGCAAGGUCCAGCAGCGGGUUGGGAGGAACUGACAGGUGCCACUGCUGGUCCCCGCAGGAGGUCAUGGCUGUUCCUGGCUGCUGCUGCUUGAAUCUUCUUUCUUUCUUGUUUUCUUGAUAAACCUUUUACAAGUAAGAUAACAAAAGCAUGACUCCUUAUUUGGAUUCCAGGGGGUUGAGGGUUGGGGAAGGAUAGAACCCUAAUUGUCCCUGGGAGCUACUGGACCAGAUUCUGAGGUCAUGAUGGGCAUAUUUACCCCAGAACCUCAAAACUGAGGGGAAGAUGGUUGCUGGUGGGAGGGGCUUGAGGUAUCCACAGACCCCCGCUGGAUUCAUACUUUCCUGGACUUCACUCUUCUCAUCUCUCAAGUGGGUGGAGUCUUGCCAGGAGUUUGGCUGUGCCGCUCUGUGAUCCAGGACUGAGGCGCGCAUGAGGAAGGGUCAGUAAUGGACAGGAGGUUCCUCUUCCCAAGAGAGAAUGUCCCAGACUUGCCCCCAGGAGAGCCCCAGUCCAGGGGAGGGGGCUCAGAAACUAUGUCCUUCCCCAAGCAGUCCAGGGUACCCAGCCCUGUAGUGGCUGCCCGGUUGGAAACUGAGGACUCCCAAGGCAUGCCCAGUCAGGAUGAACAAGACUGUUUGCACACGGGAAAGACUGUUUGCACACAGGAGUGCUGUGGGACCACAGUUCUCUUCUGGGGCAAUGAGGACUGGG
This is a messenger RNA of Camelus dromedarius (Arabian camel), 4871 nucleotides long. It is a transcript of the gene SNX33, whose product is annotated as sorting nexin 33. Gene Ontology annotation, molecular function: protein binding; phosphatidylinositol binding. The transcript has 2 exons. Lineage: Eukaryota; Metazoa; Chordata; Mammalia; Artiodactyla; Camelidae. Gene Ontology annotation, cellular component: plasma membrane; cytoplasmic vesicle. Gene Ontology annotation, biological process: plasma membrane tubulation; intracellular protein transport; endosomal transport. The coding region runs from base 1242 to 2966 and encodes 574 amino acids. The record is from RefSeq and is a predicted model, not a curated record.